Messenger RNA from Tripterygium wilfordii, 1932 nucleotides. Its product is annotated as probable protein S-acyltransferase 1. Gene Ontology annotation, molecular function: protein-cysteine S-palmitoyltransferase activity. The transcript has 6 exons. Gene Ontology annotation, cellular component: Golgi apparatus; endoplasmic reticulum. Bases 412 to 1662 code for a protein of 416 amino acids. The record is from RefSeq and is a predicted model, not a curated record. Gene Ontology annotation, biological process: peptidyl-L-cysteine S-palmitoylation; protein targeting to membrane. NCBI's taxonomy places the organism in Eukaryota, Viridiplantae, Streptophyta, Magnoliopsida, Celastrales, Celastraceae.
AAAUGCAAAUGUUACAAAAAGAUUUUUUUUUAUUAUCAAAUGUGCUACUUUGCCCGCGAAACUCCCGCUGGAUUUUUAUAUGGCACUGGAUCUAGACAGCAAUGCCCGUUAGAGAGAGAGGGGAUCGUUAACGAUUGGAUUGAUGAUGCAAAAUGGGCAGCUGGAAUUUUGAUCCAAAAUAGACAGAGAGAGAGGUGGGGGAAAGAGGGAGGUGAGGAGGGAGAGAGACAUGUAACAAAAAGGGGGAACACCCAGAAACCGUUUUUGAUGUCAUUUCAAAACAACAAGUUUGGGAGACCAAUGUGGUUGAUGUUGAUUUUCAUCUUGUUUUAAUUUUUGAUUUCAUCUGGGUGUUUGCCUUUCAUGGUGAUGUUUUUGCUGCGACAACAAAAUUAGAGACAGAAAGCAAGAAUGGGCAAUGGCAAAACCCAGAAUAGGGAAUCUCCCUCCAGAGACUUGUCCAUGGCCACUUCCAAAUCCAAACCCAUGAGGCUCUACCAAGUUUGGAAGGGUAACAAUAAAUUUCUCUGUGGCGGAAGACUGAUCUUAGGUCCUGAUGCAGCUUCACUAUUCUUGACUACAUUUCUUAUCGGAGGUCCUGCACUAGCAUUCUGCAUAAGGAUGCUGGUGAUAACGGGACAAGAUGAUCCACUAUUUGACUACCCUGUUUUUAUUGGGGGAUUAGUCCUAACUGUUUCGGCCUUCAUGUUUCUCUCCUUGACGUCGAGCCGAGAUCCAGGAAUUAUUCCCAGGAACUCAGUAGCUCCUGAUGCAGAUGACCCACUUGAAUUCACUACUCCCUCUAUGGAGUGGGUCAAUAGUAAAACUCCCAGCUUGAAGAUACCACGAACAAAGGAUGUAAUGGUCAAUAACCACACAGUUAAAGUGAAGUUUUGUGACACUUGUUUGCUAUAUCGUCCGCCACGUGCCUCUCAUUGCUCUAUCUGCAACAACUGUGUGCAAAAGUUUGAUCACCACUGUCCAUGGGUGGGUCAGUGCAUCGGAGCACGCAACUACCCAUUUUUCAUAUGUUUUAUAUCAUCAUCAACCUUAUUGUGCCUAUACGUCUUUGUGUUGUCCUGGAUCAACAUCCUUCGGCAAAAGGGCAAUUUUUGGGGAAUCAUAUCACGCGACAUCGUAUCAGUCGUUCUCAUUGUCUAUUGCUUCAUCGCUAUCUGGUUUGUCGGUGGUCUCACAGUUUUCCACUUUUAUCUUAUUUGCUCAAACCAGACAACCUAUGAGAAUUUCCGUUACCGCUAUGAUAAGAAGGAAAACCCCUUUAACAAAGGUUUGAUAAGUAAUCUUAAAGAAUUCUUCUGCUCAGGGAUCCCUAGUCGGAUGAUAAAUCUCCGAGCAUGGGCACCGGAAGAUGAUGAUUCAGUUAUGGGAUCCAUUUCAUCUGACCUCGGUGGAGGCUUCAUUGGCUCAAAGGAGAAAUUUGACAUAGAAAUGGGGGGAAAGCUUGGCAAGGAUGGUAUCGUGAAAAUUCCAAGUAUUAUGCAGAAUUUUGAUUAUAGUGGUAUUGACGACAAUUUGAAGACGAAGAGUAGAGACAUGAAUGCUUCAUUUGAUCCAUUUUUCUUUCCAACCGAUCGUCAACUAAUAAAGCAGCCAAAACCCAGUUUAGGAGCUCAUGCCCUAGACGAUAAAAGGAUGCAAUAGCUUAACUCACACCAUUCUGAGUCUCUGAAGAUGUAGGUUUAUCUGGACAAGAAGUUGAUCAGAGCAUGAAUGUCAUAGGUAUCUGACUACCUGUUGAUGGAUUGUGGUGUAUAAUUUGUUAGAAGAUCGCCGAUGUAAGUAAACUGAAACGAAACGAUGUAGCGAAUGAUUAAACUCAUUUUAUGUUUAUGCUGGCUGAGAUAUUUUGCCAAACAAAAGAACUACAUGAGAAAGAAAUAGAAGACAGAGGUUCUCUGUGUCUUUGAUGUC